UUCGAGAGGGCCAGUAUGUUGGUGAUUCUGCUGAACUGUGUUACUCUGGGGAUGUUUCAGCCUUGUGAGGACAGCCACUGUGACUCAAAGCGAUGCAGGAUCCUGGAGGACUUUGAUGACUUCAUCUUUGCUUUUUUUGCAAUUGAGAUGGUAAUCAAGAUGGUUGCACUGGGCAUCUUUGGGAAAAAGUGUUACCUUGGAGACACCUGGAAUCGACUAGACUUCUUCAUUGUGUUGGCUGGGAUGCUGGAAUAUUCUCUCAACCUACAGAAUGUUAGUUUCUCCGCAGUCCGCACAGUCAGAGUCCUUCGACCUCUUCGGGCUAUCAACCGAGUGCCCAGUAUGAGAAUCUUGGUGACACUCCUGCUGGACACACUUCCGAUGCUGGGAAAUGUGCUGCUGCUUUGCUUCUUUGUAUUCUUCAUCUUUGGGAUUGUAGGGGUUCAGUUAUGGGCUGGACUUCUCCGCAACCGCUGCUUUCUCCCUGAAAACUUCUCUCUGCCUACCAGUCUAGACCUGCACAACUACUACCACACAGAGAACGAUGAUGAAAACCCGUUCAUCUGUUCUCAACCACGGGAGAACGGCAUGCGUCUGUGCAACUCCAUCCCUACGCUCCACGAGGAGGGCAUGCAGUGCCAGCUGGACAUGGCAGCUUACAAUAGCACAGACAACACCACCUGUGUCAACUGGAACCAGUAUUACACCAACUGCUCUGCCGGAGAGGCCAAUCCCUUCAAGGGGGCAAUAAACUUUGACAACAUUGGUUAUGCCUGGAUCGCCAUCUUUCAGGUUAUUACUCUGGAAGGCUGGGUGGACAUCAUGUACUUUGUUAUGGAUGCUCACUCCUUCUACAAUUUCAUCUACUUCAUCCUCCUUAUCAUAGUGGGCUCAUUCUUCAUGAUCAACCUUUGUUUAGUUGUCAUAGCGACACAGUUCUCUGAGACCAAGCAAAGGGAGAGUCAGCUUAUGAAGGAGCAGAGAGUACGCUUCAGGUCCAAUGCCAGCACCCUCAAUAGCUUCUCUGAACCAGGAAGCUGCUAUGACGAGCUGCUCAAGUACCUGGUCCACAUCAUUCGCAAGGCAAGCAGGCAGAUCGGGCACCUUAUCCGGGCUGCCGGUCGCCGGGCGGGCCUCAGGGUCUGUGCCUCUCCACGGUUGGAACCACCACCCACUAAAAGAGGUCGGCAGAAGCAGCAGCAGGGGUCCAUUCGCAAUGUCUUGCACCAUCAUCACCAUCACCUCCACCCACACUACCAUUUUGGCAAUGGGAGUGUCCGAACUGAGGUGGACACCGGCUCCCAUACUGGCCGUCUAAUGCUACCUGUUAUUGUCCCUCAGCAAGACCCCUGCUCUCCAUCACCUGUGUUGCUGGGCCUCGGCAGUGCCGAAUCUGUGCACAGUGUCUCUAACACUGCAGGCUGCUGUAGCCCAUCACCUUCUCCAUUGGUGCUGCAGGCAUACAAGAGGAACUCGGUGCCAUUUGCAGUUCCAGUCAAUAAGAACUAUCCCACGUUACAGUCAUCUCUGGCAUUAGAGCAGCUCAGACAGACAAUCCUUGAGCCAGGAGGAGGCAGCUGCACACCUAGUAUCCUUACCAACCUAAACAUCCCCCCAACUCAUAUCAGCACCUCACAGUGCCUGGUGGAGACACAACGUCCUCCAGGCAAGAUCAUCUGCAAGGAUGCCCCCACAAACUUGGACACAACUUUGACCUUUGACCCUGAGACUUGUCCAUAUUGUGCUAAAUCAAUGGGCAAUGACUCAGAGGGAAUAGAUGGGAAUGAGACGGCAGACUCUGACAGUGAGGGCGUGUAUGAGUUUACUCAGGAUGCCCAUUAUCGGGAUGGCAGAGAUCUCAACAGGAAGAAGAAGUUUGCAUUAGGAGAUCGGGCAGCAAAGGUGGUGCAUUUCUGGAGGCUGGUGUGUGACACUUUCCACAAGAUUGUGGACAGCAAGUACUUUGGACGAGGAAUAAUGAUCGCCAUUCUUAUUAACACACUCAGCAUGGGCAUUGAGUACCAUGAGCAGCCUGAUGAGUUAACAAAUGCUCUGGAGAUCAGUAAUAUCGUCUUCACCAGUCUGUUUGCUCUGGAAAUGCUUCUGAAACUGCUGGUCUAUGGUCCUUUUGGCUACAUCAAGAACCCCUACAAUAUCUUUGAUGGUAUUAUUGUAGUAAUCAGUGUCUGGGAGAUUGUUGGUCAGCAGGGAGGAGGUUUAUCAGUGCUGAGGACUUUCAGGCUUAUGCGGGUGUUGAAGUUGGUCCGCUUCAUGCCCGCCCUGCAAAGGCAGCUGGUGGUCCUGAUGAAGACAAUGGACAAUGUUGCUACCUUCUGCAUGCUGCUUAUGCUCUUCAUAUUCAUUUUCAGUAUUCUAGGCAUGCACCUGUUUGGAUGUAAAUUCGGCUCUGAGAGAGAUGGAGACACACUUCCUGACCGCAAGAACUUUGACUCUUUAUUGUGGGCCAUUGUUACAGUUUUUCAGAUUUUGACUCAGGAGGACUGGAAUAAGGUACUGUAUAAUGGGAUGGCCUCCACCUCUCCUGUGGCUGCUCUAUACUUCAUCGCCCUCAUGACUUUUGGAAACUAUGUCCUGUUCAACCUCUUGGUGGCUAUCUUAGUGGAGGGAUUCCAGACAGAGGAAAUCACCAAGAGGGAGGAUUUGCAUGGCCAGCUGAGCUGUAUUCAGCUGCCAGUAGACUCAGGGGGUGAUGCCUCAAAGACAGACUCUGAAGUGGAUUUCUAUACACGAAGCUUAGAGGAUGUUUCUGGACAUAAAAGGGACCCAUCUGCCUCAUCUGCUGUGCCCAUCAAUGGUCAUGUCGACCUAAAGACCAGUCUGACACCUCCUCUCAUCACUCAUACGGCCGCGACACCCAUGCCCAUUCCCAAGAUAUCAGGAGACCCAGCACUUGGCUAUGAGUCUCGUAGAGGCAGCAAUGUCUCCAUGGAUCCCAGUGGCCAAGAUAAGUCUCCGUCGAGUGCACGGAGCUCCCCUAAUGCCCCCUGGAGUUCCGCUAGCAGCUGGAACAGCAGGCGCUCCAGCUGGAACAGCCUCGGCCGAGCCCCCAGCCUCAAGAAGCAAAAGAGACAAUCUGGUGAACGGCGGUCCUUGCUUUCCGGCAACGGCCAGUCCAGUUCGGAUGAGGGUGUUGCUGGAGAGAGCAGGGGUGGAGGGGGUAUGUCUGAGGGCGAUGAGUCCUCCCUUGCCAGGACGGACUCACUGGGCCAGAGGCCUCGGCACAGGCGCGUGGAGUCUCUGGAGACCCGCAGCUCUUUUGAUCUGCCUCCAGACACUCUGCAGGUGCCAUACAUGCAUCGCUCUGCUAGCAUACACAGUGCCCGGCCACCCAACUUCCUUAGCAAUGGCAAGAGUUCCUGUUCUGCAGCCAGCGCGCAACUCUCUCUAGACGAGCAUCACAGUGAGGAUGAUAAUACAGAUGAUGAAGGAAACCUGAGUCGCAAGGCUCGUCUCUAUCGCUGGUUGGAUCAUAAGCAGCCUCAGUGGAGUCGGCAGAGGGCCACCUGGUCCCUUUACCUGUUCCCUCCUCAGUCACGAUUUCGUGUGACAUGCAAUAAGAUUAUCACUCACAAGAUGUUUGACCAUGUGGUUCUUGUCAUCAUCUUUCUCAACUGCAUCACCAUCGCCAUGGAGAGGCCCAGAAUCGACCCCUCCAGCGCUGAGCGCAUCUUCCUGACGCUGUCCAACUAUAUCUUUACCGCCAUCUUUGUGACUGAAAUGACAAUAAAGGUGGUUGCCUUGGGCUGGUGUUUGGGGGAGAACACCUACCUUAAGAGCAGCUGGAACGUUCUGGAUGGCACGCUGGUGAUGAUCUCAGUGAUUGACAUCCUGGUAUCCUUGAUCUCCAACAAUGGCACAAAGAUCCUGGGCAUGCUGCGAGUGCUACGGUUACUGAGAACCCUACGACCACUCAGAGUGAUCAGCAGAGCUCCAGGACUGAAGCUAGUGGUUGAGACAUUGAUGUCAUCACUUAAACCUAUCGGGAACAUUGUGGUCAUCUGCUGUGCCUUUUUCAUCAUUUUUGGCAUCUUGGGAGUUCAACUCUUCAAAGGGAAGUUUUUUGUGUGUCAAGGGGAGGAUACAAGGAACAUCACCAACAAGUCAGAUUGCCACCUGGCAAACUAUAAAUGGGUCAGACAUAAGUACAACUUUGAUAACCUUGGGCAGGCUCUGAUGUCCCUUUUUGUUCUGGCGUCCAAAGACGGCUGGGUGGACAUAAUGUAUGAUGGUUUGGAUGCUGUUGGUGUAGAUCAGCAGCCCAUCAUGAACUACAACCCAUGGAUGUUGCUCUAUUUCAUCUCCUUCUUGCUGAUCGUGGCUUUCUUCGUGCUCAACAUGUUCGUUGGUGUUGUGGUUGAGAACUUUCACAAGUGCCGACGGCACCAAGAAGCAGAAGAAGCCAAACGGCGUGAGGAAAAGCGCCUUAAACGCAUGGAGAAAAAAAGAAGGAAUAUAAUGCUGACCGGUGUCAGUUGGUCCAGUCCUGAAUACUCACUGACAGAAGCCCAGAAUAAACCCUAUUACUCCGAUUACUCACCCACACGGCUUCUCAUCCACAAGAUGUGCACCAGCCACUAUCUGGACCUUUUCAUCACGAUUGUCAUCGGGCUAAAUGUCAUCACCAUGUCCAUGGAGCACUACCAGCAACCCAAGGUGCUGGAUGAGGCUCUGAAGAUCUGUAACUACAUUUUCACAAUCAUUUUUGUGUUGGAGUCCGUCUUCAAGCUUGUCGCCUUUGGAUUUCGCCGGUUCUUCAAGGACAGGUGGAACCAGUUGGAUCUUGCCAUUGUGUUGUUGUCUAUCAUGGGCAUAACUCUGGAGGAAAUUGAGGUCAAUGCUUCCCUUCCCAUCAACCCCACCAUAAUUCGCAUAAUGAGAGUUCUGCGGAUCGCUCGUGUUCUGAAGCUGCUAAAGAUGGCCGUGGGAAUGCGAGCUCUGCUUGAUACUGUGAUCCAAGCCCUGCCUCAGGUGGGGAAUCUGGGUCUUCUCUUCAUGUUGCUCUUCUUCAUCUUCGCAGCUUUGGGAGUAGAGCUGUUUGGUGACCUGAUAUGUGACGAGCGGCACCCCUGUGAAGGUCUUGGCCGUUACGCCACAUUCAAGAAUUUUGGCAUGGCUUUCCUCCUGCUGUUCCGUGUUUCUACUGGGGACAACUGGAAUGGCAUUAUGAAGGACACACUGCGAGACUGCUCCCAGGACACAGGCAUCUGCUACAACACGGUGGUGUCACCCAUUUACUUUGUGUCCUUCGUGUUGACAGCUCAGUUUGUGCUGGUCAAUGUGGUGAUCGCUGUGCUUAUGAAGCACUUGGAGGAAAGCAACAAAGAGGCCAAGGAGGAGGCGGAGAUGGAAGCUGAGCUGGAGCUUGAGACUAUAGGUGGAGAUGGAGGAAUGUCCCGAGGGCAUAUGCCACCUCUGGGGCUUGGAGAUGUGGGUGGUCCUGGGGGGUCGCCAUGGAUCUCCAGAGGCUCUCAGGAGCUGUCGGGACCCAUGUAUCCCACAGACAGCCCACCAACAGACAUACGCAGAGACUCAGAAGACCACAUCAAGGCAGAUCCUGAUCCUCCUUAUAAUAUGGCGCCACCAUUAGAGCGGAGGCCAAUGUUAGACUCAGUUUCCCUGGUGAUGCAGGGCUCACUGGAAGGAGAGCUCAGCAUCAUGGACAACCUGUCUGGCUCCAUCUGCCACUACUACGCUCUGCCUCCCCUUCCCAGAAAGCACUGCACUGAGAAACAGAUUCCUCUAGCUGAGAUGGAGGCUCUGUCUCUGACAUCGGAGAAAUCCUGGUCCUUAGCUCUGACGGAUGACUCUAUCCCAGAUGAUUUUAACCCCCUCUUACUAACCAGUCAGGAGUGCAAUAACACAGCCCCAUCAGAUCCCCCAGUCCCCCAGGAGUCAAUUGAGCCAACGGAUGAGCACCUGCUGUAUGUGAAGAAGACCUCAGUGGGCCGCACACACUCUCUGCCCUUUGACAGCUACAUGUUUGUGCCGCUGCAGCCCAACUCAACCCGCAGUACCCACACAAACUCACCUCACCUAGCUCAGACAGGGUCUACUGGCUCUAUCCAAUCUCAAACGGAAGAGCCCACCCAGCACUUGACUGUGCCGACCGAUCUGUUCCGACCAAUAAGUCCUCAUAGCCUGUCAGACUCAGAGAGCAUCCCUCGAAUCCCUCCACCUCGCCAGGCACACACGCUCUCACGCACCCUACGCAGACAGGUGGCAGUGAGUGCUGACUCUCAGGAGACUCUGUACAGAGAGGGAGGGGAAAAUCAGGGUCCUUUGGGGCUCAGGGAACUGUCCGACCCCCUUGUCAACUUCCAAUCUCAGCAGCAGCAGCACCAGCCCUCACUCUUUCUGGUUCCUGCCACGCCGGGUGCCUCUCCAAAACCCUUGAGAUCUAGCGUGCACACACAGCACAAUCCCUACGACCAAUGCAACGUUUUCUCCAGAUGUGCCCGCUCCCCACCCCUACCUCUGCCCCCACCAGCCACCAGGGCCCCUGUGAAGCAGGAGGAAAUGGACUCAGCGGACCAAGAGGUGUCCUGUAUUAUCAGGGCAGGGCUUGCAGGAAGGAGCGACAAUGGGACUGGUGGAGGGAUGGGAGAUGAAGGUGCUAGUAGGCAUCAGCUUAAGAAGCACCACAGUGUGGACAGUCAGGGCCAGCGAGCGCUGCUGUUACCGCAGCCCUCAUCGUGGCUAGAGGACCCACGCCGACACUCCAUUGAAGUGUGUUCAUCCUUGGAGAGCAGUCCCCAAUGCAGUUCUAUUUCCUCCGGCUUCAUCUCACGAGGGGACAGCCUCCAACAGCAGUCCUCACCACGCAGCCGCAAGAAGAAGAUGAGUCCCCCUUGCAUCUCUGUGGAUCCGCCGGAAGGACUGGAGCUUCCAGGGGGAUUUCAUCCAGCUCUGGGGAUAGUGUCACCCCCACUGCCAAGCAGGGACACUUGCCUGAGGAGGCGAGCUCCAUCAAGUGACUCAAAGGACUCUUUUGAUUUGGGUGUUGGAGGAGAUGGACUGCCUCAAGAGGGUGUUCCGAACUCCAAGCUAUUGACUCUGCCUAGCUUCUCUUUUGAGAAAGCAAGCUCUGAGCACUGAACACUUGACUUAAGUGCACACAAUCACACACACACACAUACCCAACACAGACAUGCACACAACACAUGAUGCACUCUGUGUAUCUGUGAUGGUGAUAGUAAUAGUAAUAAUAAUCUUAGAGAGUAAUACUGCUAAAUGCAACAAUGGGGAAUACUCCAUGAUCAUGAAGAUUAGUUACUAUACCUUGUAUUUUUUUCUCUACUGCCAAAAGAAAACAAAAGGACGUUGUGCUGAGGAUUAAACAAGCUAAUAAUGGGACUCUCUCUCUCUUCUCAAAGACGCCAUCAGACAUCUGUUGGCAACCUCAAGACUUCCUUAUGGAAGUCAGUACAGAGCCAGAGGGAGGGCGCCCCUUUCUGGCCAUUGUGAAAACUUCACAGCACUGUAUUGAUGCUGAACUCCCCAAAGGGCACUGAUGAAGGUACAAAGCAAUAUGAACGUUUUAGAGACACUAUUUUCUUAAAUUAUUGGGCCAUAGUGUUUGUAAAGGGUGUAUAAUUUCUUUUUUGGUUUCAUUAUAGUUUUAUUUGUGUCUUUUUGUGAUGUUUUUUUAUUUUUUAUUUUUUUUCUCAACGUUUAAAAUGUUUGUUGGUUUACUUAUUUUUUCACCAUAGAAUAUUUUUAGCUUUCUUGUCUUAACAAAGAUAAAAAAGAAAGAAAACAUUUUUCAAAGUGCCGGGAUCCAUGUAUUUGUAAGAAUAAUGAUGAUGAUGAUGAUGAUAAUAAUAAUAAUAUAUCUCGUUAAAAUAAAUAAACAGCUCUUUGAUUUUUAAGCACAA
This is a messenger RNA of Myxocyprinus asiaticus (Chinese sucker), 7895 nucleotides long. RefSeq names its product voltage-dependent T-type calcium channel subunit alpha-1G-like. The transcript has 37 exons. Gene Ontology annotation, molecular function: voltage-gated sodium channel activity; low voltage-gated calcium channel activity. Lineage: Eukaryota; Metazoa; Chordata; Actinopteri; Cypriniformes; Catostomidae. Gene Ontology annotation, cellular component: neuron projection; voltage-gated calcium channel complex; voltage-gated sodium channel complex. The record is from RefSeq and is a predicted model, not a curated record. The coding region runs from base 16 to 7116 and encodes 2366 amino acids. Gene Ontology annotation, biological process: neuronal action potential; calcium ion transmembrane transport; calcium ion import.